Molecule: messenger RNA, 934 nt
Organism: Penicilliopsis zonata CBS 506.65
Lineage: Eukaryota; Fungi; Ascomycota; Eurotiomycetes; Eurotiales; Aspergillaceae
Exons: 2
Coding region: 59-661 (200 amino acids)
Cellular component (GO): outer membrane
Source: RefSeq, a predicted model, not a curated record
UCCAUCUUCCUUCCUUCCUUCCUUCCUUCCAAUCCUCCUUGAUCUCGAUUUUUCUACCAUGUCCGGCUACAACCAGAAUUACGGCCAGGAAGGCUACGGCCAGCAGGGCUACGGCCAGCAGGGCCAGGGCUACGGCCAACAACAGGGAUACGGCCAGCAGGGCCAGGGCUACGGCCAGCAGGGCUACGGCCAACAGGGUCAGGGCUAUGGCCAACAGGGCUACGGCCAGCAAGGUUACGAGGGCCAGCAGGGCUACGGCCAACAGCAGGGCGGCAGUGUUGGGGAUUACUACGGUGGUCAGCAACAGCAACAGUCAUAUGACCAGCAGAACCAGUAUGGUCAGCAGCAGCAGUACGGCGAGGGAUCGCGUCAGUCUGGGUAUGAGGGCGCUCCCGGUGAGGCAGGAGAGGGCGAGCGUGGUCUGGGAGGUGCCCUUGCUGGCGGUCUCGCCGGCGGCUUUGCUGGUCACAAGGCCAACCACGGUAUUCUCGGCACCAUUGGCGGCGCCAUCCUCGGUAGCAUCGCCGAAGACGCCUACAAGAACCACAAGAGACACGAGGAUCAGCAAGGUCCCCCGGGUUACCCCGGUGGUCCUGGUGGCCCCGGUGGCCCUCAGGGUGGCAACCCCAUGGACAGCUUCGGCAGCUUCUUCAAGCGAUAGACCAACACCUGUCUGUUGUCCUGCUUUUCUUACGACCAUCGCCUCAUGAUCUUUCUUUCGCCGCAUCUUCUGAAUUCUUCCUACAUCGCUCAUGGCGGUCUUGAUUUACCAUGAAGGCCCCACAAUCCUGCCUUCGUGCUUCCAUUACUCCUUGUAUUCAACUCUGCAUAUAUUGUUAUGCCUCUGAUGCUUUCUUACUUGCUCUUGUCAUGAUACAGGGUUGUGGCUGUUAUGGAAUUUCACCUCAAAGAUACCGCAAUAAAUAUUUCAUCC